GAUCGUCUUAGACCUUGACUGCACAAUGCCAGGCGUACUAAAAGAAUUUAACUACGUUAUGAACGCGGCCAACUCCAUGAUUUGUCCGAAGGGCGAUUUCACGGCAGACCAGAUUCCUGACUUGAGCGGACGCAUCGCAAUAGUGACCGGCGGAAAUACUGGCAUAGGUAAAGAGACGAUCAAGGUGCUCCUUCAGCGAAAUGUGAAAGUGUACUUGGGCGCGAGAAGUAAACUGAAGGCGGAGCUGGCAAUUCAAGAGCUGAAAGAACAGACUGGAAGAGAGGCUAUAUUCCUCGAGCUUGACCUGGGUAACCUUGCCUCUGUACGGAAGACGGCUGAAGAAUAUAUGAGCAAGGAGUCGGAGCUGCACAUUUUGUUCAACAAUGCCGGCGUGAUGACGCCUCCGAAGGAAAUGCUCACUGACGAUAGUUAUGACCUCCAGUUCGGGACCAACGUCAUAGGCCCAUUCUUGUUCACUCAGCUGCUCAUGCCCGCGCUCCUUGCCGGGAAGGCGUCGUCACCCGAUGAGCAUGCCCGGAUCGUUAUGACCUCAUCCUCAGCUGCGCUGGUGUAUACUCUCAAUUUCGACUCUUUCAAGGACGGGCCUGCCAGGCGAAAAAUGAGUACUGAGCAGCUCUACCAGCAGAGCAAAUUUGCUGAUGCUGUACUGGGCCGUCAGUUUGCGAACAAAUAUAAGGGUCAGGGCAUCAUAUCAUUUUCUGCUGAUCCUGGUCUCAUUCAAACGGAUCUGCAGCGGCACAUGCCGUCCAUGCAGCGCAGAAUUAUCGGCGCCAUGCUUCGUCCUGCGCCAAUGGGUGCGCUAACUCAGCUCUGGGCGGGGACCAUGCCGGAGGCGUUGGAACAUAACGGCGAGUACUUGAUCCCAUGGGCCAGGAUUGGCAGGUGCAGAGAGGAAGCUUAUGACGAUGAGCUGGGAAAUCGCUUGUGGAACUGGCUUGUGGAGGAAACGAAAGAGAGAUAAGCUGGCUCUGUCUUUAUUGGUAACGAUAUGUCAGUGUAGCUGUGCCAUUUCUUGCAUAACUUCUGACACAU
This is a messenger RNA of Postia placenta MAD-698-R-SB12, 1053 nucleotides long. RefSeq lists its product as hypothetical. The record is from RefSeq and is a predicted model, not a curated record. Bases 26 to 982 code for a protein of 318 amino acids. Lineage: Eukaryota; Fungi; Basidiomycota; Agaricomycetes; Polyporales; Adustoporiaceae. The transcript is spliced from 10 exons.